Molecule: messenger RNA, 1374 nt
Organism: Geodia barretti
Lineage: Eukaryota; Metazoa; Porifera; Demospongiae; Tetractinellida; Geodiidae
Source: the annotation of a GenBank genome assembly
AUGAGGGCAAUCCUAGUAGCAACGGUCUUGUUUACGUUCAUCACCACCGUGAUAUUCGUCUUCAGUACGCACCCGCUAGCCCCCGCCGCUGUCUGGACGUCGUGCGCGGAGCCGCUAGCGCUGCGCCGGAGCAGAGGAGGCUAUAUUCUGGUGUUGAGGUAUUCAGGACAGCAGGGAGCGGGCGUCCAGGCUCUCUCGUCUCUCCAGCAGUGGAUCAGUAAUCUGGAUUUGCCCAUGAAGGUCGUAGAGCCGUUCAUACAGAAUUCUGUACUCGGCAUUCAUCCAGCGAAGAAGGCUAACGCGAAAAGCGUCAGGUUCGGAGAAAUGUUCGACCUGGACAAUUUCAACGACGUGUCCCGCAGGAAAGGGCUAGCAGAAAUGAUCCCUUGGUCCGUCUACCGUGCUAGUGCCCAGGGCCAGGCUGCUGUCUUCGUCAACAUGGUCGCCAUUGACGGCCACACAUCCUUCUCUGCACCGACGAUCAGUUGGCAAGACGGAGGCAGUGGACGGUGCAAAGUCACAGAAAUUACAGGUCCCGACAAAACUAGUGUGUCCCUAUGCCAGGGGAGACGUGCUGAAGCCUACUGGAAAUUUGCCAACACGCACACACUCUCUUCAGAAGAGGUCUACAACUCUAUCUUGGGGGGAUUGGACCCUUCCAACAUCACUCUGAUAUUCUCUCUUUGGCGUGGACCCUGGCAGGUUGAAAAAGAAAAAAACGUCUUACACCAAGAACUAGAAUAUAAAGACAGUCAAAACCUACUAAACUCUGCCAUUGCUUACCAGAACAAGUUCCUAGCAGCUCCGGAGAGCAGGUACGUUGCAGUUAUGAUCAGAGCUGAACAUUCCAUACUGCAGUUCCUCGCAAAGAGAAGCAAGAACACCUCCAAAGACUUGGAGAAGUGUAUGGACGAGUUAGUGAAGGAAACCGAUGCAGCUAUGAAGGCAGUUGGUGCCAGUGGUCUGUUUGUAACGAGCGAUGUGGGGUACUUUGGAAGUGGAUCAUGGAACAGGACAAUCUCGUCUCCAGAGAAGGGAGAUGUGGCAGACGUAGAAAGGAGGGUGAAGAGGACAGUAGAGAGACUCUAUGCAGGCAGACAGGGCUGGACAUUUGAAGAGUGGGAGAGGAGUUUUGUGGAGGCAUCGGGAGGAGUAGAUGAGAGGGGGUACGUGGCCGCACUGCAGAGAGUCGUCGCCACAGACAGGAAGGCAGCUUGCCUGGUGCUGCUUGGUGGAGGCAUAUUUCACGAGCUCUCUUUGAAACAGUACCUCUACAACACCAACAACCGCACACACCCUUGCUGUGUGCGUAUGGUGUGUAUGCAGAGAAAAUAUCGAGAAUCGUUGACUUCUAUGCUGGAAAAGGCUAGUUAG